GCCAGGACAUGCUCACGUUGCUAUCGUUCGUUCAGAGAGACUUUCAGUUGACUUGACUAUCAUCCAUGUGUCCUGCACUGCAAAACGCUAACGCUAACGCUUAUCGUUCGGGUUCGGUUUGUUCUUCGGAUUCUGCCAGUCUAUAUAUACCGGCAGAGCAUCAGCCUCCAUGAAGGCAGCAGCUCCCUACCUCUCCCACCACCAUUCUCCAAGCUCAAGCCAAACCCGUUCUCUGAUACACCACAAGCACGCUCUAGUAUCUACUAGAAAUGGACCUCCUGGCUGCCCUCAUGAAGAUCGUCGACCUGAUCUCCCAGGCCCUCCGCAACGUGGAGAAGCUGCCAGCGGCCCUGAUCACAAGCGGCAUCGUCCAAGCCGUGGCAGCGCUCGCACUCUCAAUCUUCAAGGCUCCCGGAGGUAUUUUUCUGCACCACGGCAAGGCGCCCUUCUACCUGUACUACAGCAUUCUCAUCGCCGUGGUGAUCUUCGGAUUCGCGGAGGCGUCUGCCGGCUUUUGGGUGUCCGGUGACCUGGUCGGCCGCCGCGCCGUCGGGAAGACAAUCAUGUGGAUUUCGAUCUUACCAAUAGUUCUUGUGGCUGGGCUUGGAGGCUUUGGCAUCCUGAAAUAGUAGUUAGUCGCAGCCGCAGUUGCAUGUUGUAUUCUGAAUUCAGUUUUACUUACCAAUUUCUCAUACUGUUGUGACUUGUUAGUGUAAAGCAAAAUUCAGUUGUGCUGUGUGAGCAUGAGGUUUCAGGUGUUUCCUCCAAUUGUAGUGCGGUCUGUAUGUCAGGUUUGGGUUAUU
This is a messenger RNA of Phragmites australis (common reed), 803 nucleotides long. RefSeq lists its product as uncharacterized. The record is from RefSeq and is a predicted model, not a curated record. The coding region runs from base 270 to 629 and encodes 119 amino acids. The transcript has a single exon. Lineage: Eukaryota; Viridiplantae; Streptophyta; Magnoliopsida; Poales; Poaceae.